UAUAAAUAAUAACUACACAAACAACUAACAGCUGCUAAAUUUGCUAAACUGUAUCGUCACGGGCAAAAUGCUGGGCCAACCAGCAGUGUUUAUGCAAUAAUGGAGGGCAACAGUCCGUUUAAAACCACACAGGCGCCCAAAACUUUAAAACGGGCUCUCGUCGAACGGCUAAUACCGAAUCAUGGCGAAUGGGAACAACUAUUAAAUGUAUUAAAAUAUACGAACAAUGUGUCGAAAAUAUGACUUUAUUUUUAUGUAAAGCAGCCACCAUAUAAAGUAUAAUUUCAACGUAAAUACUGCUGAUUGUCGAUUAUGUGUUCAAAUUUAACAACUACAUUCUUUCUCUUUCUCUCAACAACAAACAGGAAACACACGUCCUACAAAAAAUGAUUGGCAGUCUGGUAAAGCCGUCCACGUCUCGUGGAUCCCAGCGCUCAGCCAAUAGGUUUAGACAAGAAGGGCGGGACUUCCUGCACUGUGACGCAAAUUUGACGGUCAAGCUUGUUAGUCCCACCUUUUUGUGUUUCCCGCACCGUCAAUCAAAAUAGAAAAAAUCGACCCGAAUUCACCGAUCAACACUAGCCCGCCUUUGAUAAAAUAAUCAUGUUCGGAGUUUAGUUGGUCAGAUAAUCCUCUCGGUUACUACCAUUCACGCUAUGACUGGUACGUAAACAUUUAACGCAUCGAAGCGUGCAACUAAUCGCGCCAGAGCAGCCUCUGAAACAAGGAGAAAUGGCGUCCGCGGACGUGGACAGCAGUCAAAGCGAGUUUCUGCAACCCGGCGGCGCAGCGGAAACACAGACAACAGACAUGUCAGCCAUUCAGCUGACGGGUUCAGACCGAUGGGGAGUGUUGACUCCUGUUUCAGCGGGGAAGGAGGACCAGGGGGUUGUUCACAUUCCAAACUCUGCAACAGUCACGUCCAACGGGCAGUAUGUGCUUCCUAUUGGGAGUCUUCCCAGCCAGCCCAUUUAUGUUACAGCAUCUGGGAAUGAGGUUGCAGCCAAUGGAGUGUCUGGCAUUCAGUAUCAGGUUAUCCCCCAAAUCCAAAAUGCAGACGGGACGCUUGCAGGAUUCUCAACGCAGGGGUUGGAUGAUGGCACUGGACAGAUCCAGCUCCUACAAGAUGGCAGCCAGGGCACAAUCGGCAUCAGCUGUGCCACGUCUGCAUCCACAGACCUCCUGACACAGACGGGACAAGUGCAGUCAAUUCAAGGGGUCUCGCUAGCUACUGGGUCAGCAUACACUAGUACAGUACCUGUAGGGCUGCCCGGCAACAUAACAUUUGUCCCAAUAAACAGUGUGGAUCUGGAGUCGCUGGGGCUCACUGCAGCACAGACAGUUCCUAUUGCAACAGGGGUAACAGCUGAAGGUCAAUUGAUCAUGAGCAGCCAGCCACUGGACAGUCAGGAUAAUGGUGGCAAACAACAGCUGGUGACAGUGAGUGAUGGCAAUGCCAACCAAGAGCUCUACGUGCCAACCACCACUACUUCCUCGUCCAACUCUUCCCAGCUUCCUGAGACCAUAGAUGGAACCGGGGUUCUGACCCAAGCAACUGCCGUUUCCGCAGGCGUGUCUGACCCCUCCUCAUCAGAGAACUUCAACUCUCACCACCACUUGCAGCAGAUCCAGGUCUCAUCUGCCAACUCCACCCCUAUCUCACAGCCAAUACUACAACUGUCCGGGGACAGUCAGGCACAGGUAGCCCAGGUGGCUCAGGGUCAGGACCUGACUGCAGCAGGCCAGACUUUACAGAGUGUACAGCUGGUCAACCCAGGAACCUUCCUCAUCCAGGCGCAAACCGUCACAGCUACCGGACAGAUCCAGUGGCAGACCUUCCAGGUUCAGGGUGUUCAGUCACUCCAGGGGCUCCAGUUGCCCCAGGGGCAGGGGCAGGCCCAGCAGCUGACUUUAGCCCCAGUUCAGACUCUCCCUCUGGCCCAAUCAGGACAAGUCAGCCUACCCAACCUCCAGACAGUCACAGUCAGUUCUGUUACACAAAGCGGAGUGCAGUACACGCAGGGAGAGGAUGCAAACAGUCCAACUGAUAUCCAGAUAAAGGAAGAACCUGACUCAGAAGAGUGGCAGCUGAGUGGAGACUCCACGCUAAACCCAAGUGACUUGAACAACCUGCGUGUUCCAAUGGGAGAAGAAGACAUGGACGCACAAGGUGGCGAGGGCAAGAGGCUCCGCAGAGUAGCCUGCACCUGCCCCAACUGCAAAGAGUCUGGAGGAAGGGGUUCAGGCGUAGGGAAGAAGAAGCAACAUAUCUGCCACAUUGCCGGCUGUGGGAAGGUUUAUGGGAAGACGUCCCAUCUCCGAGCUCACCUGCGCUGGCACAGCGGAGAGAGGCCCUUCGUCUGCAACUGGAUGUUCUGUGGAAAGAGGUUUACGAGGAGCGACGAGCUGCAGAGACACCGGAGGACACACACAGGGGAAAAGAAGUUCGUGUGCACAGAGUGCUCCAAGAGGUUCAUGCGGAGCGACCACCUGGCCAAGCACAUAAAGACUCACCAGAAUAAGAAAGGCGGGGUCAACUCCUCCACGUCCCCCACCACCACAGACGCCGUCAUCACCGCAGACGGAACCACGCUCAUCCUCCAGACCGGCACCGGCCAUGAUCUUGUAGCCAAUCAGGAGAUCCCCUUGCAACUGGUCACUGUGGCACCCGGUGAGGUCAUGGAAUGAGGAGGUUUAUCGGGGCGAGGUGGCUUUUUGAAAACUGGCCUGUCACAUGGACCUCUCUUGCUCUUCUCUUCCUUUUUUUUUACAUAUGAAUAUAUACAUAAAUAUAUAUGACAAAUAUAUAUAUUUUAAGUAAGCGUUAUCAUGACUUUAUGGUUUUUGCAGUCUUUUUAUAGGCAGGCAAAAAACAUCAAUAUGUGGUUGCUAUGUACACAGACACCGAUACACACAAAUAAGAAGACAUGCAUUAACACUCAGACAACAUGAAUACUCAACACAGUGAAAUGCCUUAUUUUGUAUCAUACUCUUGUAUAAAAUGCUGGAGGUGCAUGUGUUAUUUUAAGCUUUGCAGAUGAUGUAACCGUAACGGAUAUAAAUGUUUGUGAAACGGGGAUGAUGAUGGUGAGAAGGCGCUGAGGAAGAAGUCGGCCUCUGGAAUAUGAUUUAGCGUCUGUCUCUGGCAAAACUAACCGAGCUGGCGCUUAAAAACACGAACAGGCAGUUUGACAUUUUGGGAAAUUUGCUUGUUAAUGUUCUCCUGUAAAAUAUGAAUGCUAGCUGCAGCUUGACGUCUAGUAUCAGGACUGGAACCAGAGGGGGCUAAGCUGGCGCUGCUGAUUGGGUAACAUAUGAUUUUAACUGUGUAAUUGCACAAAGCCAAAACCUUUCCUUUUGCUUUGUACUGAUUAAACAAACAGGAUACUAUGUAAUAAUCAGCACGAAAGUUGAGCAUUUUUCCCAAAACGUGGAACCUCUCCUGUGACCGCUGCAAUGGUGAUGCUGAUGUCAUGGUUUAGAGAAAGCAGGUGGCAGCGAUGCUGUUGACUGAAGCUUUUCACCUCAGGAGGAGUAAAAGGAGGUGCGAGCAGUUCUGAAGGGCAACUUCUUCCAGCAUCUGGUCAGUUUGAACAGAAUGUCUCAUCUGUCCUCUCAAGCACACGCUACUGUGCUUUUCCACGUCAAAACACGUCUUUACUUUUCUUCCUAUACACGCUAUAUUUUUAAAUGUAAAUGCACAUUUUUUUUCUUCUAUGUAUCUUUGCUAAACUGGGUGUCGUCUAAACUAAGCCACACUGGUGAUCAUGGGUUUUUAAAGUGUAGAACGGAUACCUCUGAAUUCCAGCAGGGCUUUUAAUUGUCAGAUGCACACGGCUGCAGAAGGAGAACGUGCAACCGUGUUGCCAUGUGAAGCUAGAAACGGACAAGCCUCACGGGCGUCUUUGUCAUCUUACAUUCCAGUCGGAUAACGGAUGAUGUGGGGUAAGUUUUGCAAUAAAUGCUCUGUUGGUAAUUCUGGCCAGAUGUCACUCAAGUCAAAAGGAAAACAAUCAUGCCAUUUUUUAUUAUUAUUUUAAUUAAUGUAAUCUUUUCCUCAGUUUGUCCUUAUGUAGCAUUCAUUUACAUGUAUAUUAUCUUAUUUUCACCUUGUUUAUAGAAGCCAUUACUUAGUUAACUGAAUUUGUUUUAUCAAAACCUUAAGUGAUUUUUUUUAAAGAAUUGGUGUAAAAAUUGAAUGUUACCUUUUGUAAAACCUUUUUUCAAAUGGAUCACAAUAAAAGCCUAAAACCUUCCA
This is a messenger RNA of Betta splendens (Siamese fighting fish), 4258 nucleotides long. RefSeq names its product transcription factor Sp3-like. Gene Ontology annotation, biological process: regulation of transcription by RNA polymerase II. Bases 733 to 2688 code for a protein of 651 amino acids. Gene Ontology annotation, molecular function: RNA polymerase II cis-regulatory region sequence-specific DNA binding; DNA-binding transcription factor activity, RNA polymerase II-specific. The record is from RefSeq and is a predicted model, not a curated record. The transcript is spliced from 9 exons. Lineage: Eukaryota; Metazoa; Chordata; Actinopteri; Anabantiformes; Osphronemidae.